This is a messenger RNA of Lycium ferocissimum, 1867 nucleotides long. Its product is annotated as F-box protein At4g18380-like. Gene Ontology annotation, molecular function: protein binding. Bases 184 to 1437 code for a protein of 417 amino acids. The record is from RefSeq and is a predicted model, not a curated record. The transcript has 2 exons. Lineage: Eukaryota; Viridiplantae; Streptophyta; Magnoliopsida; Solanales; Solanaceae.
UUUAUCCCCAAACUCCCAUGGUAUCCUUGUUUCUUCUCUACCCAUCUCUCAUUUCACUCUCUCUCUCUCUCUCUCUUAACACACACAUCCAAAAACUCUCUCUUCUCUACCAAAAAAUUUCCCUUUUUCCAUUAAUAAACUUCUCCUUAACCCUUUGUGCUAACCAGAAAUUUUUUGAAGAAAAUGGGUUCAUCAAAGUCAGAUCUGAGUCGGUCAACGAUGAUGAUCUAUCCAGAACCCAUUGACCAUUUCGACAACUUACCUGAUCCACUUCUCCUCUUAGUUUUCAACAAGAUCGGUGAUGUUAAAACACUUGGUAGAUGCUGUUCUGUUUGUACUAGGUUCCAUUCACUUGUCCCUCAAGUUGACAACGUUGUUGUCCGUGUUGAUUGUGUCAUUUCUGAUGACAACAACAACAAUAAUAACAACAACAAUGAACAUUUUAAUGGAUCCGGGUCUUCUUCUACCUGGUCGGGUCAUAAAUCAUCACUUCACCCGAUUUCGACUUUUUUUCGACUACUUAUUAAACCCUUUUUGUCACUUACUCAACUGAUUUCCAUUUCAAGAAAUCGAUGUAAUAAUGCUUCUUCAAUUCUUGAUGAUGAUGAUGGUUUUGAUCAGUUUGAGAAGAAUUCAGUUACCCAUCAUUCACCUACCCAAGUUUUGAAGAAUUUUGAUGAGAUUAAGGAGCUUAAGAUUGAAUUGCCUAGUGGUGAAUUGGGUAUUGAUGAGGGUGGUUUGCUUAAAUGGAGAGCUGAUUUUGGUUCCACUCUUGAUAAUUGUGUUAUUCUUGGGGCAUCGUCGGUGAUGAAUAAUAGCACUAAUCUAGUCGAUGUACAGUGUGGUAAUGAUGGUAACGGGGUUAAUGAUAACGACAACAACGACAUAUCCAGUGUAAUCGCACAAGUGGGGUCUGGGGAAAGUAACAUUAAUGGAGAAAUGGUGGAUAAUGGGAGUAUACCCGAGUCGUUUUACACGAAUGGGGGUUUGAAAUUGCGUGUUGUGUGGACGAUUAGUUCGUUAAUAGCGGCUUCUGCUAGGCAUUAUUUGUUGCAGCCGAUUAUAUUGGAGCACAAGAAGCUUGAGAGUUUGGUUUUGACUGAUGUUGAUGGGCAAGGAGUGUUGUGUAUGAAUAAGGAACAGUUAGAGGAGUUGAGAGUGAAGCCUCUUUCGGCUUCAUCAGCUUCGAAAAGGACUAUGGUGCCAGCAUUGAAUAUGAGGUUAUGGUAUGCAGCACAUUUGGAAUUGCCUGAUGGGACGGUGCUUAAAGGGGCGACGUUGGUAGCGAUAAGGCCUAGUGAACAACAGGGUAAUAAGAAAGAGGUGGUUGGAGGAGAUGGGAAUUGGGUGGGGGAAGCAUUUGAGGAGCCGUAUGGGACGGCUGCGAGGAUGUUGGUUAAGAGGAGGACUUACUGUUUGGAGAUGAACUCGUUUUGAAUAUAGGCUUGAACUGGUCUGAGAGUUUCUUGGAUUGAUGACUGAGGGAAAAUUACAUUUCUAUGAAAGGUGGAUGAACAAAUGCUGAAAAGGGGCGGAAAAGACAAAUUUUGUUUUGAGCUAGCUCACCCUGAGUUGAAGCCAGUUGCUUUUAGAGAUGAAAUGCCAGCUGCUGGCUAACUAUGAGCUUUAAAUCACCCCGUGUUAUGCACGAUGAUAGGCAUCUGCUUAUGUUUUAGUUUGGGGCAUAUGCUUCUAAGAAUGCACAAAGUGCUUCCUGUUCAUGUAACAGGAGCUUUGUGCCGUGAAAUUUAUAGCAAUACACAUUUGAUAGUUACUUCUUUCUGUAAAUAUUGUGGUUAUGGAUAUCAUAUGCCAUGUCAUGUACUUUUAAGGUUUCAUUGCGCAAUGAAAUGUACGUUUUGCUACA